AACCAAUCACGUUUUAGUGUGAGUCUGUGUGGCGUCAGCCGCGAACUGCAAACUUCCUACUGUUCUCGCUGAUCACAUAUACUUUUCUUUCACUGGAUUAAAUCGACAGUAACACGCAUAUUUUCAUAACAUUUAAGGCAGUAUGAACACAGAGCAGCCCGCUGAAACCCACUGUAGUGCAAAUAGUUGUUCAGUUUCAACGCCGGACGGGAGCGACGCGAAGAAGGGAGCACUGAAAAGAACACCAUUCUCAAAGUUUAAGAAAGUACACUCCAAUUUCAAAUCACCUAUUCAAGUAACCGAGAGUGCUAAAGUUUGUCCUGCAGAGGAGGUGGCAGAGCUAGAGAGGAGAAGAGAUCAGCUGGACACAGAGAUAGCACAGCUGGAGUCCGAGGGAUACAGAGUAGAGGAGCUGGAACAUCAUAUUGAUAUGCUUCAUGAAUACAACGACAUCAAAGACAUUGGACAAUCACUCCUGGGUCGUAUUGCUGCUCUGAGGGGGACCACCACACGGGAACUCUACAGCCACUUUGGUCUGGAACUGGAUGACUGAAAAAGACCUAGGGGAAAGGGGAAUCAAGAUGAAAAGACCAAAGAACUUUUGACAGGAGAAUGGACUUGAACUAAAGAUGUGACAAUAGGAACUGUGCUGACCUGAACUUCCUCCUUCAGACAGAAGUUUGGCCAUUUUGUUUCUAUUUCUGUUUUCAGCUCUUUACAGAGAGAGAUUGGGUUAACAGCAGAGGGCAUGAGAUAAGAUGAGAAACAUGUUAGUUCAGCAGGCAGACCUGAUAUUUAAGAGAGACCAUCUACUUUAAACUAUUAACUUAAGUAUGUGGCAGAAAAUAAAUGUGUAUUAAAUGACUUUUCUCCAGCCAUUUGCCUACCUUGGUUGUGCAAGAAUAUAAAUGCUAUUAAGACACAA
Molecule: messenger RNA, 925 nt
Organism: Xiphias gladius (swordfish)
Lineage: Eukaryota; Metazoa; Chordata; Actinopteri; Istiophoriformes; Xiphiidae
Gene: swi5
Product: SWI5 homologous recombination repair protein
Exons: 5
Coding region: 143-553 (136 amino acids)
Biological process (GO): double-strand break repair via homologous recombination
Cellular component (GO): Swi5-Sfr1 complex; Swi5-Swi2 complex
Source: RefSeq, a predicted model, not a curated record